AUGGCAUUACCACCUCAAGGUCGAGUUUAUUUUAAAAUAAACGAAAAAACAAUUGGCCAAUUUAACAAUCCAAAUUAUUUAACGGAAAGAAUGCACCGGCUUACUGCUUCCAAUUUUGGAGAUGUUAUAAAAUUAAAAGAAUCGACAUCUUGUGAUAGUAUAGUUAAAAAAAUUUUAAGAAAAAAUAAUUUUUCUACUGAAGCUACAAAGUACGGGAAAAUAAAUGAAACGGUAGCAAUAAAAAAAUUUGAAGAAGAAUACAAUAAAAUUGUAAAGCCUGCCGGUUUAUUUGUUGACGUUCUUCAUGGAUAUUUAGGAGCUUCACCUGAUGGAAUUAUUUCUGAAGACGAAAUUGUGGUAAAGUGUUCUUAUAAGACCUUCAAAUCUGGAUAUUCGUUAGAAGAGGGGAUUAUAAGAAAACAAAUACCAUAUUUGUCAAUGAAAGACAAUAAAAUAGCACUUAGGAAAAAUCACGAAUAUUACUAUCAAAUACAAGGCCAACUAAAUAUUAUAGGAGCUAAACGAUGCUAUUUUAUUGUAUAUUCAGGGCCAAAAAAUAAAAUUCUCGUCGAAGUAUUUCCUAAAGAUGAAGACUUUUGGAUUAACAAAAUGCUUCCAAAAUUGGAAAGAUUCUUUUUGAAUUGUCUGGGGCCAGAGAUAAUUUUAAAUAGAAGAGGGCGAAAUUUAAAAUGUUUAGAUCCACCCUACAUCAGAGAAGCGCAAGAAAAGAAAAAAAAAUGA
This is a messenger RNA of Aethina tumida (small hive beetle), 741 nucleotides long. RefSeq lists its product as uncharacterized. Bases 1 to 741 code for a protein of 246 amino acids. The record is from RefSeq and is a predicted model, not a curated record. Lineage: Eukaryota; Metazoa; Arthropoda; Insecta; Coleoptera; Nitidulidae. The transcript has 3 exons.